CCCAUGGUCAACCUCCGCCAGGGGACGUUGCUAGGGAUAAAACUGUAUACGGAAUCGAAAGCUGGGAUCAUUGCCUACCUAGGGGUUCCUUAUGCUCAGCCACCAGUGGGCGAACUCAGAUUUUCUCCUCCAGAACGACAUGUAGGAUGGGACAGGUCAUUGUUCGCAGGAAGCUUCCAGUCAAUCUGUCCGCAGCCAAUCAACAAGCUAGUGCCGAGUAUGGGUGGACUCACGAGACAGGACGAGGACUGUCUUUAUCUCAACAUUUGGACCACUGACCUUGCUAUGAACUACCGCAACGCUCCGGUGGUUGUGUUUUUCGAGGGGGAGGGAUUUGUUGCCGGAGCUCCAUCUCGUUUCCCCGCACAAGAUCUGGCAGCUGAAGGAUUGGUUGUGGUGUCAGUAGCUUAUCGCCUCAAUGUGUUUGGUUUCUUCUGUCUGGAAGAUCUAGAGGCCCGAGGUAACCUGGGUCUUUUGGACCAAUACCUUGCUCUCAUCUGGGUACACGAGAACAUUGCUGCGUUUGGAGGAGACCCUCGUAGCGUCACACUCAUGGGUCACUCAGCCGGAGCAACUAGUGUCGUCUAUCACAUGAUCUCUCCACGAACAGCAAACCUGUUCCACAGAGCAAUAGUGAUGUCAGGUAGUGUUAUGUCACCUUGGUCACAUGCUCAUCGCCCUGCCAACGCCUCACGGGCCGUGGCUCGCAGUCUGGGGUGCCUCUCUGUCAACCAAACCCAUCAGAUAUUGAGCUGUCUCCGCAACAAGUCUGCCACUGAGAUAUUGCGUGCGUUCGAGACACAAUAUAUGGAGGGAAACUGGACAAACACCAUUUUACCUGUGAGUGAUGACUUCUUGCCAGACAUAGAGCAAUAUCUGCCAAAGACACCACUGGAAGCCUUGACUGAAGGGUCCUUCCUCAAGAUACCAGUGCUGACAGGGGUAACCAGCCACGAGGGAGUGGUGGCCAUUUCCCACUGGGGAGGGGAUCUGGAGACUCAAGGUUAUUCUCAGCUUCUUCAGCUGUUCUCCAACUCAGUUCUGCCAAUGGUGAUGUCUCGAUACGGUUUCCACAGCCAGCAGAGUCGAGCAGAGAUCUUGUCUAUACUGAGGUGGCAGUACAUUGACCCUGUGAGACCAGGUGACACAGCUGGACUUAUCGCAAUGCUUACUGAUUUCUAUACAGACGCUCAGUUCAAGGCACCGCACCUCCAACAACUACGACUGCUGGCAAAGACCGAUAUUCCUGUGUACGCCUACCAGUUCGAGCAAGGGGGUAUCGACCUAUACGGCAAAAACUUCAACAUUUCCGGAGCUGGACAUGGGGCUGAGAUGGUGUUUAUCUUUGGACCAACGUUGAUCCAGAGUGCUCUUGGUCGUAGAUUCAACUCUGUAGAAGAGAGGCUAAGCAUUGCGAUCAAGAGAAUCUGGGCCGAGUUCAUAAGACAAGGGAGUUUGGGCUCAAACCCAUAUGGGUAUGGUGUUUCUUGGCGUAAAUACUCAGCGGAAGAGGACAACUACAUUAUCUUAAAGGCAGUGACGUCUUUGCAGCCAAUAGACCGUUCACAACAAGAGGUAGAUGUGAUGAGUCGAUAUAGGAUCAGUCUGUGGAAUGAACUGCUGCCGAAGAUAAGAAACAUAACCAUCACCCCCGUCCCAUCUGUCAAGAAUGGAGUAAAAGGGAUGCAGCUGACAACAGACCAGCCAUACCGAAGUGCCAUGUACACAUUGAUUGGAUUCGUGAUUGUGCUUCUCAUUCUGCUGAUAGUAUGUGUCAUCUUGCUGAAACGAAGAGCGAAGGAACGAGAACGAGAUCUGUUCUGACGGUCAAGCGACAGGCAAAGCGGAGUAGGAAGAGAUAACGAACCGAACGAACCAGAAUCUCUAACUCCUCCACCCCCUCCCCCCCACUCCUGGCGAUACAACCUCACCACCAACAAACUGUGAUAAAGUACUAACCUUAGAAAAACCAACUUUUGGAUACUAGAGUACAGUUGGUAUUCUAUCGGUAAUAAUCAGUUAUAGUUCAUUUUCGUUCAUAUAGUAAAGUUGACUUUUGGACUC
Macrosteles quadrilineatus (aster leafhopper) is the source of this 2064-nucleotide messenger RNA. RefSeq names its product carboxylesterase 4A. Gene Ontology annotation, cellular component: synapse; cell surface; postsynaptic membrane. The record is from RefSeq and is a predicted model, not a curated record. Gene Ontology annotation, biological process: chemical synaptic transmission; neuron cell-cell adhesion; synaptic vesicle endocytosis. Gene Ontology annotation, molecular function: neurexin family protein binding; signaling receptor activity. Lineage: Eukaryota; Metazoa; Arthropoda; Insecta; Hemiptera; Cicadellidae. The transcript is spliced from 12 exons. Bases 4 to 1824 code for a protein of 606 amino acids.